UGAAACCCAGUCGCCAACAGGCUGCAGUCCCAGAAGGGAGCUGCAGUCUGAAGAGGAGACUGCGUCCCCACUGGCCAGCCAAGAGAGGCCCUGGGGUCGCGCUGGGCGCCCGACGGGCCCUCCCCAGGGACCCGCCUGCCCCACACCGCCCCGCCCCGCCGGGCGCUCCGCAUCAGGUGCCCCGGCCCCAGCCCUGCCUGCGGGCUCCAGGCUCCUGGGGCUUCCAGAGGAUGCUCGGGCCACCUGCGGGGACCUCGGGGCAGCAGUGAGGUCCUCUCCUCCUGUGCCAGGGGCUCCCCCAGGGGGCCGAGCAUGGUGGUUUUCCCUUGGAACCUCCUGGCUUGGGACGUCUGAGAAGAUGCCUGCCAUGAGGCUGUUCACUUGCUUCCUGCAGCUCCUGGCUGGGCUGGCACUGCCCGCUGUGCCCCCCCAGUGGGCCUUGUCUGCUGGGAAUGGCUCGUCAGAGGUGGAAGUGGUGCCCUUCCAGGAGGUGUGGGGCCGCAGCUACUGCCGGGCACUGGAGAGGUUGGUGGACAUCGUAUCGGAGUACCCCGGCGAGGUGGAGCACAUGUUCAGCCCGUCCUGCGUCUCCCUGCUGCGCUGCGCCGGCUGCUGUGGGGACGAGAACCUGCACUGUGUGCCCGCAGAGACCGUCAACGUCACCAUGCAGCUCCUGAAGAUCCACUCUGAGGACCGGCCCUCCUAUGUGGAGCUGACGUUCUCUCAGCACAUCCGUUGCGAGUGCAGGCCUCUGUGGGAGAAGAUGAAGCCAGAAAGGAGGAGACCCAAGGGCAGGGGGAAGAGGAAGAGAGAGAAGCAGAGACCCACAGACUGCCACCUGUGCGGCCAUACUGUUCCCCGGAGGUAACCGGCCCCUCGGAGGAGAGACGUCUCACCCCCGGCUCCUGUAUUUAUUACGGCCACACUCAGUUACCUCCCUGCUGACACCUGCCCUCUAUUUAUUAGCCAAUUGUAUCCCUGCUGAAUGACUUGCUCCCUCCGCAAUGAGGGGCAUGGAGGGACAGGACCCUCAGGAAUUCAGUGCCUUAACCAGAACGUGAGAGAAAGAAGGCAGCCCCAGACCCACGUGCGCUGCAGCUGGAGAAGAACCAAGACCUGUGGCUUCGUGAGGGGCCAGCGGGGCCCCAGCGGGCUUCCCUGCGCUGGGAAAGGGAGCGGGGACGGCCGCCGGGUCCGGGCCUGGGGCUCCGGGCGCUCCUGGCCGACGUAGGGGUGGACGGGCCUGCUCUGGAGCCCUGGCCCAGGCUGGGGAGGGGAAGGCAGCGAAGGCAGGCAGCGGGUGGAGGAGUCCCGCAGCGUCUUCCUCCCCUGGCAGCAGCUGGGCUCCCUGCAGAGCCAAAAGCUCCGCUCUGGAGACCGGCGGUUGCCUGCCACUGCUUGUCCCCUAGGUCUCUCUCCACGUCUUGUCACUGCUCGCGCUGGGACAUUGUUCUUUACGGUCAGGGCAUCACCGCCUGCCCCUCUCAGGGACACAGGCAAAGAGGGGGCCUGUCCAUUGACUGGACGUGGAGCCAGCUGCCCCUGACUGCGUCUGACCGCCAAGCCAGAUUCUCUUGAAUAAAGUAUUCUAGUCUGGA
Messenger RNA from Mirounga angustirostris (Northern elephant seal), 1598 nucleotides. RefSeq names its product placental growth factor (gene PGF). Gene Ontology annotation, molecular function: vascular endothelial growth factor receptor binding; chemoattractant activity; growth factor activity. Lineage: Eukaryota; Metazoa; Chordata; Mammalia; Carnivora; Phocidae. The record is from RefSeq and is a predicted model, not a curated record. Gene Ontology annotation, cellular component: membrane. The transcript is spliced from 7 exons. Gene Ontology annotation, biological process: positive regulation of mast cell chemotaxis; positive regulation of endothelial cell proliferation; induction of positive chemotaxis. The coding region runs from base 359 to 868 and encodes 169 amino acids.